UAGUUUGCAAUCAGUCGCAAACCGACCCCCGACAGUCGUUCACUCGCCGCCGACAAAAUCGCGCGCAAACAUGCACAAUAUGGCGCGAAAACUCCUCUUACGAGAAAUUAAAAACUUAAAAUGGCAAAGGAAAUUGUCAACCAGUGCAGUGUUCAGGAAAGAUGAUUUUAUCAUAAAAUCGACUGUUCCUGAUAUUGUUGUGCCCAAAACUAGGUUUAUUGACCGUUUGUGGGAAGAGUCUGCUGGAUAUAAGAAUCAGGUUGCACUAGAAAGUGCAGAAACUAAGAAGACCUACACAUACUCCCAAUUAGAAAAGAAUACAUCGGCUUUCGCGACUUCUUUGAUCAAGAAGUUCGGUUUGAAGCCAGGAGAUGUCGUAGCUGUGAUGUUACCAAACUGCCCCGAAUUUCCCGUAGUGGCCUUCGGGAGUCUACAAGCAGGAUGCGUGCUGACAACUGUCAACCCUAUUUACAAGGAGUUCGAACUCGCCCAUCAAGUAAGCAUCACGGAACCAAAAGUCUUCGUCACAUUACCAGAAUGCUACGAUACAGUAACAAAAUCUUUAAACGCAGCUAAAAUCAAAGCCAAAAUAAUCCUAGUAGACAGUCCCAACAAACCAGUUCCAGAUGGUGUCUCAAGAUAUACAGAAGUAGCUGAAUCUGGUGAAGCUGAUUACAAACUACUGGAUAAAAUAGAAAGGAAAGGAAAUGAUAUUGCUUGCAUACCAUUUUCAAGUGGUACUACCGGAUUGCCUAAAGGCGUUGAGAUAACUUAUGAUAAUAUAUUGGCUGGAAUGGAGAUAAUGUCUCAGAAAGAGAACUCUUUCCCGACCCUCGCAAAUGAUAAUUACCAAGAUAUUCUCCCAGCGUUCCUACCAUUCUUCCACAUUUACGGUCUCGUCAUUGGUCUGCUUGGGCAUCUAUCUAAAGGCUGCAAAUUGGUUACUAUGUCCAAGUUCUCUGCUAGCAUGUACCUGGACAUCUUGAAGACACAAAAGACUACCUUGCUUUAUAUCGUUCCCCCUGUUGCGAUUCUCUUGGGCAAACAUCCAGACGUGAAUGAAGGGCAUUACCGUCAUGUAAGGCAUAUCAUCUGUGGCGCUGCACCUUUGGCUGCAUCUGAUGUUGAAGCUAUUUUACAGAAGAGUAAACGAGCCAUCGAGUUCAAUCAAGGCUUCGGUAUGACAGAAACCACGUCACUGGCUACAUCCACCUUCAAGGGCACUAAGAAUGUAGACUUCAACGCUUGUGGAGUACCCAUGGCUAAUGUUGAGCUGAAGUUUGCUGAUCCAAUCACUGGUGAAGCCGUGCCAAUUGGACAGUCGGGCGAAAUGUACAUCAGGAGUCCUACAAUAAUGAAGGGUUACCACAAGAACCCUAAAGCUACCGAGGAGUCUAUGACCAAGGACGGUUUCUUCAAGACCGGUGACUUGGGCUACUACAAGCCUGGCUCCGGCCUUUACAUUACUGAUAGGAUUAAGGAAUUAAUUAAGGUAAAAGGAAUGCAAGUCGCACCAGCGGAAUUAGAAAGCCUCUUAAGAUCUCAUCCAGCGGUACAAGACGCGGCCGUUAUAGGCGUUCCUCACCAAUUCUAUGGCGAAGCUCCUAAAGCCUUCAUCAUCAGGAAGAAUGGCUUGAAGAUCACUGAAGAGGAACUUCAAGACUUUGUAGCCAGUAAAGUAGCGGUAUACAAGAAGAUAGAAGAAGUGAUGUUUGUUGAUGACAUUCCUAAAACAGCGUCGGGCAAGAUUUUGAGGAAAGAAUUGAAGAAAAUGUACGCGUAAUAGUGAGAAAACAAAUGCUAGCGGCUCUUCGUAGGUAGGAUUUAGAUAACGUGAUUAGCA
This is a messenger RNA of Helicoverpa armigera (cotton bollworm), 1843 nucleotides long. RefSeq lists its product as uncharacterized. NCBI's taxonomy places the organism in Eukaryota, Metazoa, Arthropoda, Insecta, Lepidoptera, Noctuidae. The record is from RefSeq and is a predicted model, not a curated record. Gene Ontology annotation, cellular component: mitochondrion. Bases 71 to 1783 code for a protein of 570 amino acids. Gene Ontology annotation, biological process: long-chain fatty acid metabolic process; fatty-acyl-CoA biosynthetic process. Gene Ontology annotation, molecular function: long-chain fatty acid-CoA ligase activity. The transcript is spliced from 8 exons.